UACUGACUGACCAUCCCACCUCGUCCCCUGUAAGCAAUCUGUAGCACAGGAGGACCACUCGCGUCAUCGACAUGUUUGGAUGUCGCACGUGAAUGACGUCACUGUGAUCAGUUUGUAACUUUGUGAAUUUAAUCGUAGAUUAAAAACCAAAUUGCGGAGAUGUCGGCCUUGUGUGGGACUAGCAACGGCUCUUCAGAUGUGUGGCAAGAUGCCGCAGAGAAACAAGAGAAGGAGCAUCCCCGUGUUCUUAUUCCCGAGUUAUGCCGGCUCUUCUACCAGCUUGGAUGGGUGACAGGGACUGGUGGUGGGAUCAGUUUGAGACGAGGUGAUCAGAUCUACAUUGCACCAUCAGGCGUUCAGAAGGAGAGAAUACAGCCAGAAGAUAUGUUUGUGUGUGACGUAGAAGAGAGAGACAUCAGUUGUCCUCCUGCUUGGAAGAAGUUGAAGAAAAGCCAGUGUACGCCACUUUUUAUGAACGCCUACACCAUGAGAGGGGCACAGGCAGUUAUACACACCCACUCCAAGGCUGCUGUCAUGACAACGCUGCUGUAUCCUGGCAAAGAAUUCAGGAUAACACACCAAGAGAUGAUAAAGGGGAUUCGUCAGGGCACCUCAGGCACAAACUAUCGGUAUGAUGACAUGCUGGUAGUUCCUAUUAUUGAAAACACACCAGAGGAGAAGGACUUGAAGGACAGGAUGGCCCGAGCGAUGGAAGAAUACCCGGAUUCAUGUGCAGUUCUUGUUCGCCGGCAUGGCGUCUAUGUUUGGGGAGAGUCUUGGGAAAAAGCAAAAACAAUGUGUGAAUGCUAUGAUUACCUGUUUGAUAUUGCUGUCCAGAUGAAGCAGUGCGGUCUGGACCCCUCAGCCCUUCCGGUGGAAGAAAAGGGAAUAGUGUGACAUUUACUGGUGCUUAUUUUUGAGACAUUUGUUACAGAAAGGUUAGCCGAGUUCAAUCAGGGGAGCAGAUUGUAAUCAUUUGCCUUUCACGGCAGCCCGCCUCAAAAUGGAUGAAAUGUGAUGGUGAGGGCAAAUUCGGGGUUGAAGAUCGAGUGCCUGCAAUCUGGAGGUAGCUGCAGGUACACUGUAAAGCACUGUGGGACAACUCACAAGAGAGUAGCUGUCAAACCAAUGUCCUCAGGUUCAAAUGCCUUUCUGUUCAAGCCUGGCUGCACUGAAAUCAAGGAAUGGCUGCAUGUCAGAGAGAACUAGAGCACAGAUCUCACUUAAUCUGUAAUACUUUUAACUUCUUUUGCCUCGGCGAAUAAAACAUGAGAUGUCAGUUGUGACUUGGAUGAUUUAUUUUUUUUGUUUACUUAUCUGUCYCUUUGAUUUUUGUAAGCCACAUUUCAUAUUGAACAACUCAUUUACAAAYGAGACAAAACUUUGACUGGUGGAAUAAAAAUCACAGCGUA
Molecule: messenger RNA, 1412 nt
Organism: Poecilia reticulata (guppy)
Lineage: Eukaryota; Metazoa; Chordata; Actinopteri; Cyprinodontiformes; Poeciliidae
Gene: apip
Product: APAF1 interacting protein
Cellular component (GO): cytoplasm
Molecular function (GO): metal ion binding; methylthioribulose 1-phosphate dehydratase activity
Source: RefSeq, a predicted model, not a curated record